Messenger RNA from Manihot esculenta (cassava), 3057 nucleotides. RefSeq names its product oxysterol-binding protein-related protein 1C. Gene Ontology annotation, cellular component: cytosol; membrane; intracellular membrane-bounded organelle. NCBI's taxonomy places the organism in Eukaryota, Viridiplantae, Streptophyta, Magnoliopsida, Malpighiales, Euphorbiaceae. The transcript has 10 exons. Gene Ontology annotation, molecular function: sterol binding. The coding region runs from base 503 to 2932 and encodes 809 amino acids. The record is from RefSeq and is a predicted model, not a curated record.
CUUACAAAAAAUUUUAAAGAGACGGAGAGCAAGAGAGGGAGAGAGAGUCGCAAGUCGUAAACUCGCGUCACCAACCGCUUCGCAUUUUAAACUGCCUCCUCUCCCCUGUAUAUAUUUAGUUGAUUUUUAAAAAAAAAAAAAAAAAAAUUCAAUUUCAAUUAUCAAAAACAAAAGGAAUUCAAUUCUGGAAUUUGGAGAUUUUUGGUUUUGGACUCCUCUCCGCGCUUACUCCUUCCCUCUAUUUCUUUGUUUUUUCUCCACCGAACUUAUCGCUAUAAAAUUCAAUUUGUUUCUCUACACAUCGUCCGGCUCUCUUGAACCUGUGAUCUUGUACCGAAUCAAUAGUCACUUCCAUUUCACGCCAUUUCUCUGUAACCGUCUCCUUUGCUUUCUUCUCAGGUAUCAGUUUCUCUGUUUUCUCCCAAAGGAAAAAAAAUGAGAGAAAUUCUCUCUAUUCUCGGCUCCGAUCUGCUUCUCUGUUCGUUCUGAAUCUCCCUCUCAUAUGCCUUAUCUUUGUUGUAUUUCCGCCGUCUCCAACCAUUCCUCUGCCAAGUCCUUGCCUAUGGCAAUCACAUCUAGAUCCGACCAGAAUAUUCGAUCCAUAUCUGUCCCCCGCAACCACCACUCUCGUUUUCUGAAAAAUCUUAGCCACCACCACAACGGCACCGAUGGUAAUGAGAGUAAUCUCAUCAGCGUCAGUAAUCGACCUAGCCAACGAGGCUUGGCGGCUACUUUGGCACUUCAUACUUUGUCGCUUCCUCGAGAGCAGCAGGUUGAUGUGAGGAUAAAUGAUAUAGUUGGGAAUGGAAUAUCGGGCAUUCUACAUAAGUGGGUGAAUUAUGGAAAAGGAUGGAGGCCUAGAUGGUUUGUUUUGCAGGAUGGUGUAUUAUCGUAUUAUAAGAUUCAUGGAGCUAAUAAGAUCGUCGUUAAUCGAGAGACGGAAAAAGGAUCGAAGGUCAUCGGGGAAGAAUCUUUGAAAAGGAUUUCGAGGCCUACGAACGGUAACACUCAGUUCAAACGUAAUCCAGUCGGUGAAAUCCAUCUAAAGGUGUCAUCGAUUCGCGAGAGCAGAUCAGAUGAUAAGAGAUUCUCGAUAUUCACUGGCACGAAGAAGCUCCAUUUGAGAGCGGAGACACGGGAGGAUCGCUUGGCGUGGAUGGAGGCAUUGCAGGCAGUGAAGGACAUGUUCCCUCGCAUGUCCAACAGCGAACUAAUGGCUCCGAUAGAUAACCUGGCUGUCUCAACGGAGAAGCUGAGACAGCGGCUUCAGGAAGAGGGCGUGAGGGAGGAGGCAAUCCAGGAUAGCGAGCAGAUUAUGAAGAAUGAAUUUGCAUCAUUGCAGAACCAGAUUGUGCUGCUCAAGCAGAAGCAGCGGCUCCUCAUCGACACCCUCCGCCAGUUAGAGACAGAAAAGGUUGACCUGGAAAAUACAGUGGUUGAUGAGAGUCAAAGGCAGUUCAAUAAUCAAGUGGCUUCUCCUGUCCUGAGACAAGACAAGUCCAGUGAAGUAAGUGCAACAGAAUCUGAUGAUGAGAAUGAAAGAGUUGAUGCUGCAGAGGAAGAAACUGAUGAUUACGAUAAUACCUUCUUUGAUACUCGUGACUUUCUAUCUUCAGCUUCCUUCAAGAGUAGUGGAUCUGAUUUUAGGACAUCAUCUUUCUCUUCUGAUGAGGAAGGGCUUUGUGCACCUGAAUUGGAAGAUGAUAUUGAUCCUUCCAUGAGAUCUGUCGGGAAAGAUUAUCCUUAUGUUAAGCGGCGAAAAAAGUUACCUGACCCAGUUGAAAAAGAAAAAGGUGUUAGCCUUUGGUCAAUGAUCAAGGAUAACAUUGGGAAGGACCUCACAAAAGUUUGUCUUCCAGUUUACUUUAAUGAACCGAUAUCUUCUCUGCAAAAAUGUUUUGAAGAUCUGGAAUACUCGUACCUCCUUGACCGGGCAUAUGAAUGGGGAAGAAGGGGUAAUAGCCUUAUGAGGAUUCUUAAUGUUGCUGCUUUUGCUGUAUCUGGAUAUGCUUCAACUGAGGGAAGAAUUUGCAAACCUUUUAAUCCAUUAUUAGGGGAAACAUAUGAGGCUGACUAUCCAGAUAAAGGCGUCCGAUUUAUCUCUGAAAAGGUCAGUCAUCACCCCAUGAUUGUUGCAUGUCAUUGUGAGGGUAAAGGAUGGAAGUUUUGGGGAGACAGUAAUCUAAAGAGCAAAUUUUGGGGUCGUUCAAUUCAGCUUGAUCCUGUUGGUGUGUUGACUUUGGAAUUUGAUGAUGGAGAAAUUUUUCAGUGGAGCAAGGUUACGACAUCAAUAUACAAUCUUAUAUUGGGAAAACUAUACUGUGAUCACUAUGGUACAAUGCGAAUAGAGGGAAAUCAUGAAUAUUCAUGCAAACUGAAAUUUAAGGAGCAGUCCAUCAUAGAAAGAAAUCCUCACCAGGUAAAUGGAACAGUUCAAGACAGGAAUGGUAAAAGAGUGGCAACUCUUUUUGGAAAGUGGGAUGAGAGCAUGCAUUAUGUGAAUGAUGACAGCGGUGUGAAGGGGAAAGGAUUUGAAUCUCUAAAAGAUGCCCAUUUACUCUGGAAGCGAAACAAGCCUCCCCAAUUCCCCACCAGAUAUAACUUGACACGCUUUGCCAUGACGUUGAAUGAACUUACUCCAGGACUUAAGGAAAAGUUGCCACCUACAGAUUCAAGGCUUAGGCCAGAUCAAAGGCACUUGGAAAAUGGUGAAUUUGAGAUGGCUAAUUCAGAGAAAUUGCGACUUGAGCAGCGCCAACGUCAGGCCCGGAAAAUGCAAGAGAAGGGUUGGAAACCGCAGUGGUUUGCGAAGGAUAAAGGAAGUGAUUCAUAUCGUUAUAUUGGUGGAUACUGGGAUGCCAGGCAAAAGGGAAAUUGGGAGUCAUGUCCUGAUAUAUUUGACCAAGUCCCAAGUGAUCAGCUGCUUGAUUAAAGUUCAAUUGCCAUCAAUUCUUUUUUCAAUUUUUUCGGGGAUAGAUAGCAGUUGAGGUGCCCCAUAAAAUCCCUGCAAGUAAAUUAAAAUAUCUAAUAAAAAAAUAUAUUCUUUUUUUCUCUCAA